Drosophila biarmipes is the source of this 1112-nucleotide messenger RNA. Its product is annotated as palmitoyltransferase ZDHHC15. Bases 90 to 1112 code for a protein of 340 amino acids. Gene Ontology annotation, biological process: peptidyl-L-cysteine S-palmitoylation; protein targeting to membrane. Gene Ontology annotation, cellular component: Golgi apparatus; endoplasmic reticulum. Lineage: Eukaryota; Metazoa; Arthropoda; Insecta; Diptera; Drosophilidae. Gene Ontology annotation, molecular function: protein-cysteine S-palmitoyltransferase activity. The transcript has a single exon. The record is from RefSeq and is a predicted model, not a curated record.
UGUCCCCGAAACAUCAUCUGAACAAAAUGACGCUUGGAUAGGGCUCCCAAAGUCACCCGCCCACCUGAAGAGGGAGGAGCCCCUCCAGAAUGUGCCUGGUCAGGGAGAACCAGGAGAGGCGAAAUGGCAACUGUUGUGUGAUCAGAUGGUGUCCCUUCUUCAUCAUCGUGGCCAUGUUGGUCUGGUCCUACUACGUCCUGGUUUACCAAAUCUGCAUUCUAAAGGUAGAGGACUACGUGAUCAUGGGGCUCGUGCUGUUUUCCUACCACCUACUGCUCCUCAUGUUUCUGUGGACCUGGGUUGCAUGCAUUUGGGUCGAUCCAGCUGGGAUUCCCGACCAGUGGAAAAUACCGGCAGAGGAUGUGGAGAGGCUGCAGCGCAGUGAGGGAGUGGAGGCAGCAGCUCGAGUCCUCAAUCACGUCGCGAGGAACUUGCCCAUUUCCACCUGCAGCCCCGAGGGACUGGUGAGGUACUGCAAGACCUGCUGGAUAAUAAAACCGGACAGAGCCCACCACUGCCGCACCUGCCAGAAGUGUGUCCUGAAAAUGGACCACCACUGCCCCUGGGUGGUGAACUGCGUCCACUUCCACAACUUCAAGUACUUCAUACAGUUCCUCUUCUUCGCCGAGCUGUACAUGCUGUACCUCUUCUGCGCGAUGAUCUACGAAUUUUACCUGAUCUGCGGCUUCGACAUUAGUUACCUGAAGAGUGAGCACACGUGGAACCUCCUUCAGCACGUGGCGUGCAUUAUCUUCAACAUUUUCACCCUGGUCAUGUACUCCGUGAGCGUGUUCAAUGUGUCCCGAAACCGCACCACCAUGGAGUCGGCCCAUCCUCCCUUCUUUUUCGUUGGCGGUGAGAACAACCAUGGCUUCAAUUUGGGGUGUCGUGCCAACUUCCGAGAGCUAAUGGGCGAUAAGUGGUACCUCUGGCCUUUUCCGAUCUUCUCCAGUCGCGGCGAUGGACUAUCCUUUCCCUUGGCCGUGGAACGCCUGAAGGAGGUUCGCACGGAUAACCAGAGAAAAGAUGGUGGCCCAACCAGAGCCCAGAUUGUCAAGGAAAACGUGACCAGGAUUCUGGGAAUUCAUCAUACAUCCUUGGACUGUGAAUGA